Messenger RNA from Camarhynchus parvulus, 3377 nucleotides. RefSeq names its product connector enhancer of kinase suppressor of ras 2-like. Lineage: Eukaryota; Metazoa; Chordata; Aves; Passeriformes; Thraupidae. Gene Ontology annotation, cellular component: membrane; cytoplasm. The record is from RefSeq and is a predicted model, not a curated record. Gene Ontology annotation, biological process: regulation of signal transduction. Gene Ontology annotation, molecular function: protein binding.
AUGUUUGAUCCGUGCCGGCUCGGCGGGCACAGGCUUUGUGAUCUGAUGAUGGCUCUCGUUAUGGAACCUAUUAGCAAGUGGACGCCCAAGCAAGUAGUGGAUUGGAUGAAAGGCCUCGAUGAUUGCCUCCAACAAUACAUCAAAAACUUUGAGAGAGAGAAGAUCAACGGGGAGCAGCUGCUGCACAUCACUCACCAGGAGCUGGAGGAGCUGGGGGUGACUCGCAUUGGCCACCAGGAGCUGAUCCUGGAAGCAGUGGAUCUGCUCUGUGCAUUGAAUUAUGGUUUGGAGACUGAAAACCUGAGGACUCUGUCUCACAAGCUGAACGCCUCAGCCAAAAACCUCCAGAACUUCAUAACGGGUAGGAGGAGGAGUGGCCACUACGAUGGCAGGGCCUCCAGACGGCUGCCAAAUGAUUUCCUUACCUCUGUAGUUGACCUGAUUGGUGCUGCCAAGAACUUACUCGCCUGGCUGGACAGGUCUCCGUUUGUCAGCGUGACAGAAUAUUCACUGCUGAAAAACAACAUUGUUCAACUGUGCCUGGAACUAACAACCAUUGUGCAACAGGAUUGUACGGUGUAUGAAACAGAAAAUAAAAUUCUUCAUGUGUGUAAAACCCUGUCUGGGAUUUGUGACCACAUCAUUUCCCUCUCCUCUGACUCUCUGGUGUCCCAAUCUGCUCAUCUCGAGGUUGUUCAUCUCACCAGCAUCAUGCCCAGUGAGGGGCUGGGAAUGUAUAUCAAAUCAACAUAUGAUGGACUACAUGUAAUCACAGGAACAACAGAAAAUUCUCCUGCUGACCAGUGUAAGAAAAUCCAUGCUGGUGAUGAGGUGAUCCAGGUCAACCACCAAACUGUGGUUGGCUGGCAGUUAAAGAACCUAGUAAAUGCACUGUGGGAAGACCCAAAUGGAGUGAUUUUAACCUUGAAAAAACGUCCUCAGAAUACCCUGGUUUCUGCUCCUGCCCUUCUGAAGAAUGUGAGGUGGAAGCCUCUGGCCCUGCAGCCUGUGAUUCCAACCAGCCCCACGAGCAGCUCUACAACCCCAACGAGUACGAUGGGCAUGUCCUCAAAAAUGGACAACUCUGCACUCCAGGAUGUUUUCAUUCUUUCCCCUAUGUCAGGACUUUAUGGCCCCAGGGAUGAAAUUGGAAUCAUGUCUUGUGAUGACAUCAGCAAGUUUGGAAAGUCUGGGAUGAAAGGCUCUGAGUCCCCAAACUAUUUCCUGGAGCACGAGAGUGGGAAAUUCUACACGCUGAUAGAGGGGGAAGGGCCCCCCGGGGGCUCCGAGUACGAGAGGAGCAGAGCCCCGGGCGUGAGGAGAAGGGAGAAAACCCCCACCCACGGAGAUUUGAGGCCAGUUUCGAUGCCUACUGAGUACAGCUGGAUUGGGGAGCCCAAAGAACAGAACAUGUACAAGAGGGGAAGCAGAGACUCUGAGAACUCGCUGCUGCGCUACCUGAGCGACGACAAGAUCCUGGUGAUCCAGGAGGAGCCCCUGGCGCAGAAGGACAGCAAAAGGGACACGGCCAGGAGGUCCAGGAGGAAGGGCAAAGGGCCAGGGACCCCCGGCUUCCCCAUCAGCCCCUCGGUGCUGGCCUCCACCAUGAGCAUCAGGAUGGAGCCAGGGCAGCAGGACGUGCUCGGCUUCUCCCUGGCAGAGAACAACACCGUGCCCCUCUACCACAGAGCAGGGGAUACAGUCAGUGGAGAUACUGAAAGAUAUGCAAGUUCUGCCAUUGACCAUCCAGGAAACACAUCCAUGAGGAAGUCAUUCCAUUACGCUUCCCUCAGGGUAAAAAGCAGAAAAUGGUCAAAAGGGAGUUCCCUGUCCAGCGUGAGCAGGAGGCGAAUCUCCUGCAAGGACCUGGGCCACGGCGACUGCGAGGGCUGGCUCUGGAAGAAAAAGGAUGCCAAAGGUUAUUUCACCCAGAAAUGGAAAAAGUACUGGUUCAUCCUGAAGGAUUCCUCCUUGUACUGGUACACAAACCAGAAUGAUGAAAAAGCAGAAGGAUUCAUUAGUUUACCUGAAUUCAGGAUAGACAGAGCAAUUGAAUGCAGACGAAAACAUGCCUUCAAAGCAUGUCACCCCAAAAUAAAGAGCUUCUACUUCGCAACCGACUGCCUUGAAGAGAUGAACAGAUGGAUGAAUCGUUUGGGUCUCGCAGCAAUUGGUUACACCCCUGAUGACAAGGAUAUUCACCCAGAUGAAGCAGAUUACUGGAGCGAGAGCGACCAGGACGACAUCGAGGGCUCCCUGACGCUGAAGCAGGAGGGCUCCUCCACGCUGUGUGACACCUACCACCGCACCCCCUCAGUGAAUUCCUCAAGUCCAUUCCCUGAAGCCAAACAAGGCCGACACUUUUCCAGCGAAUCCACGUAUUCCCAGUCCUCUGCCGAGGACUCGCGGCCGGAGGUGGCGGGCAGCACGCACUCCUCGGGGUGCCGGCCUCCCUACCGAGAACGACGCUCGUGGCAGGACCUGAUCGAGACCCCCUUAACCAGCUCAGGGCUCCAUUUCCUCCAGACCGUCCCUCCGGAGGCCGAGUACGUGAGCGGCCGGCCCGGAAUGUCACCGGACAGACGGAGACAAGCCACGCUGCCCGUCCAGAGGCGCCACAAUUUUGAGCAGGAUGGGCCUUUUCCUCUGGUGGAAUGUCCCAGGGGACACAGCUCCCACGGGCGGCCCCAGAAACCGCGCAGCCAAAGCCUGCCCCGGAACAGAGACGUCCGCGGGAAGGGACGCGUGAAGUCCAUUGAGGACACCGACGACAGCCUGGAUGAGAAGGUUCCUCUUAGAAGGCACAAUAGUUUCUCUGCAGAAGAAAAUGUAAAAGAAAUUGAAGAAAUCACAGAUGGUCUGCAAGCGCUCUACAGAACUCUGGAAGAAGCCAGUCUGUCAGCUUUCGGAGAGCAGCGUCCCUCCACCAAGCAGGAGUUCCGCAAGUCCUUCGUGAAGCGAUGCAACGACCCAGUGAUCAAUGAAAAGCUGCACCACAUCCGAGUCCUCAAGAGCACUUUAAAAGCAAAGGAAGGGGACCUCACAGUUAUCAACAGCCUUCUGGAUGAUCCCAACUUAACAUCCAAGAAGUUCAAAGAUUGGAAACUAAAGAACUAUGAGUUUUUCCUGGACAUUUGUGAGUACAGUGCUGCUGGGAAGUCUCAAAACGGAGCCUCUGAACUGGCAAGCUCAGCCCCAAUGCUGACACACACACACUCCUUCAUCGAGACUCACGUGUGACAGGAGCCUCAGCCUGGUCACUGCUGGGUGCCUGACUGAUGCAGGCAGACAAACCCUGGUGAAUUUAAGGUACUCAGCAGUGCUGUAAAUACUUGGGUAAGAGAAUAGUGCCACAGGAUGCCUACUACAUUGCAUGA